UAAACAAAAGGAGUUUAGUAACAGUGCUGGGUGCUAUGGAAUCUAUCUGCUGCCUUUCAUGAUUAAGAGAAAAAAACCAAUCGUUUCUUUUCUGAAUUUCAGCCAGGAUGAAGUAUGGUAGCUCCUCUGCUAAAGGUUCCAACAGGAAACUGGAAUUUCAAGCUGCCUUUUAGCUGUUUUGAGCAUGCGCCUCACAGAAGACUGCUGAUGAAAUACUGAAUGAAGGCUUGACUGUUCCCAAAUUUCGUCACAAGUCAUAAAAAUGGAAUGUUAACUUCAUGACAUCACCAAGGAAACAACAAUGCCAGUUUUAAGCAUCUUUCAGAAUUGGAUAACAGUACGAAGUCUUCCAGAACUGGAUAACAGUCAUGUUUGCAGGAGUUGUUAGACUAAUAGACAUAGCUCUCUUUAGUCUCAGAUAAUACUUCAAAGAAAAAUGUCAACAGAGAACACUGCAGAGUUGACUAAAUAUCUUGAGAAAACUCCAAGCCAACCAUUUCUACCAGCAAUUCCUAAUGUGUCUGGAAGCAGAGUGAGUUCCCUGGAAGACCGGCUAUCUAACCAGGAGCGUACCACUGCUGUGCUUCUGGAUCAGGCCUUUCGGAUCAAAGAUGGCAUUGCUUCAUGCCUUCAGGGAAAUAAGAGCUUUCAGCAAGGAGAGGCAGCAGCUCACCAACUAUUGGAAAACCACAUCCAGACAAUCACAAGUGUUGUUAAAAAGCUGAGCCAUGACAUAGAGGAGUUGGAGAGACAAAUAAAAGCCAGAGAUGAAGUAACAUCAGGAACUAAUUUUGCUGUGCAAAGUCUGGACCAUAAACACCUGCAGGGAGUUGGGGACCUACGUGGAAGAGUGGCCAGAUGCGAUGCUAACAUUGCCAAACUCUCUGGAGAUAUCAAUAUCAGCAGGCAUGAGAUUUCAAAACUAGAGAAAGAAAUUCAUGCUGUUCAGUCUUCCUUGGACAAUUAUGUGAAUAAUGUUGAGAUGAAGGUAAUGCAUCUUUUAGGCAAGAUAGAGACUUCAAGCUCAGAGCAAACUUCAAAUGUAAAGGCAAUGCAGGGUGAUCAACACCAUGAAUUGCAGCUCUUGGACUUCAAGAUAAAUAGUAUUUUAAAUGAUUUUAAAGAUCAAAUUCAAAACCAACGAAAGUGGAUCGAAAGUGAGUUGAGGAGAUCUGAACAAGAGCAAAUCCAUCUCACAAACCAGCUGUUUGUUACAAUCAAGGACAGAUUGGAAAUAGUGGAAAAAAAAUUGGAAGAUGGGUUAUACUAUGUCUCCAAAAGAAUAGAAAACACAGAAAAAACAUUGCAAUUUGAUGUGGAACUCAGUCAGGUGAAAAAUGAUCAAAAUAAACUACAUGCAAAGAUUACCAGAUUUGAAAAGCUGAUGUGGAAUGAACUGGAAGGAAUGCAAAAUGAAUACAGAUCAGGAUUUCAAUCUAUCCGUGAUUCUCUUGACGCACUCAAACAUAUACAGACAACAAAGCUGAAACUUGAAGAAGAGAAAUUCAAACAAGAUAUGAAAAAGCUACGACGAAAACUCACUGAACUCAAAGACUAAUACAUUUUGUUUAGCAUUUACAUUUGUUCCAUCAAAGAAAAAUACUAAAAAAGUUUAAAAAGUUAACUUCUUGUUUCUACAUUAUCAGACUUGUUUUCCUGUAAAUCUGGGACAAAAAACACUGUGAUAGUUGUGAACAGACAUAAGUUAAAAUAGAGACAUAUUAACACUUCAUUUAUGUUUGAAAAAUAAAAUAAAAUGCAAGGACUAAUGGUAAGUUGUGUAAGUCAUUGCUUGAUUUAUUUUUACAAACCAUUACAACCAAAUAUCUGCAAUUAUAUCCUGAAGUUUACAAAUUAGGAGCCUCUGCCUUUACAAAAAAGCUAAAGCAACCUUACUAGCUCACUCAUGUAAUUUUGUUAUCAGCUAUAAAAAGACAAAUACUUUUCCUAAAACAUUUGUCUGUUAUGAAGAACUUUUAUAAUUUCAAUUGUUCUGCGAAUUCAAAUAAGAACUUUUACAUGCAGUUUUCUACCUACCAAAUUGUUUUUCAUUUUGUUUUUAAUUCUGCUAUUUAUUUGUAAGAAGGAAAAAGCUAAGUUUGCAAAAAUGUAGCCAUACGCCCAUAAAUAUUCUGAAGAAUAGAUAUGUAAGCCACUUAAAUUUGUUAAGACAUUUAAAAUGCCAAGUUUUUGUCAAGGUAGGUAUGGAAUUAGAAAAAAAGAUACAAGCAACAUACCCUCUCCUUGACCAACUCUCAUGUACAGUACAUUUUCUAACUAUGAGAUUCCUAUAAGUCAUCAUCAGUUUUUGAGGAGAAAAUGUUCUUACAAAUUCAAAUGGAACUUGCUUUGCAGUCUUCUAUAAAAUAGAAAUCUGGUGGUUGAAUAAUGCAAAGGUUGCUGUGUAACAUUUCUGUUUCCUGAAAGAAACUUCAUUGCAACACUUCAAAUCAUUCUCUGAAGAAAAAAUACUAAAGCAUCAACUAUGAGGUUCCAUCAGUUUUGAUGGAAUUAUUUGAGUGAAUAGGAAGAAUUGGGGCCAAUAACCUGAAAGGAAUCUAUUCUUUAACAUACCAGUUCCAGUAGUAAUAUCCUCAAGUUGUAAACCACUAAGGUAAUUAAUUUUUCCUCUUCAUGUACAUUUUUGGGGGAUUAUAUUUGCUUCUGUAUAGCACUGAAACUUGAUGAAGAAUCUUAGGUUUAUAGGCUAGAUACUGUAGUAGUACUCUUAUAAACAGUAAUCUUAUAAACCAAGGGUCUUCAAACUUGACUCUUUUAUGACUUGUGGACUUCAACUCCCAGAAUUCCUCAGCCAGGCAUGCUGGCUGAGGAAUUCUGGGAGUUGAAGUCCACAAGUCAUAAAAGGGCUAUGUUUGAAGACCCGUUAUAAAUCCUUUUCUAAUGUAGGGAGGGAAAAAAACUGAUUUUAAAAAAUAUAGAAUUAUUCUAAUACAAUAGCAGAUGGUGUCCUUUAUUAGUUUUUACCUUCUCAAAUCCGACAGCCAAAAAAAGGGAGGGAGCACAUAGUUCAAAAGGAGCAGGGACUAACUAGGCAAAUAGGGGAAAUGGUUUUAUAAACAGUAAAAAUUCUGAUAUUUUCAUAAAAUGCAGACUGAAUCAUUUCGUCAACUUUUAUGUCAGAAGUAGGUUCCAUAAUUGAUGUUUGUGAGGGCAGUACUGAAUAUGAAUAUCUAAAAUUAAGAACUGUUUCUUCAAAGGAACUGUCCAUUCUACUGAAAUGUAGAUUUACUGUAAUUGUCUAAUGAUUAACAUAACAACAAAUAUAAUUUCACUUUAAUGACAAACAAACUAAUGGCCAUUAUCAAUAAAAACCACAUUACAAAAGAAAAAAGAAGAGUUUAAUGCAUUUGUGUGAAGAAUUCUUAAGAGGGGUUAAAUAUGAACAAUUCAGUCAAAAAGUAUUGGGGCUCAUAUUUUGCAUACUGCCCUUCCCAGAGUAGUUGGGAGUCAGACAGCAUGUAAAUAUAAUAAAUUUAAUUAAAGUGGAAUUUAAUGUGGAAGGAAUAUUUCUUAACCCUUCCUUUUCUGGUAUAUUUUAUUGUGGAGGUGGAGGGGGUGGCGGCAGUGGAAAACAAGAGAAUUUUAAAUCACAGAAAUGGCUUGAAA
Crotalus tigris (Tiger rattlesnake) is the source of this 3627-nucleotide messenger RNA. RefSeq names its product family with sequence similarity 81 member B (gene FAM81B). The transcript has 11 exons. The record is from RefSeq and is a predicted model, not a curated record. Bases 437 to 1558 code for a protein of 373 amino acids. Lineage: Eukaryota; Metazoa; Chordata; Lepidosauria; Squamata; Viperidae.